AUGGACACAAACGCUGACACUUGUUGCUUGGGUAGCAAUUUCAUUAUUACUGCUUACACACAACGCUCGGCCGAUGUAUACGCCUAUGAUUCCAGUCUACCGCCAACUCAUGUUCCAAUUGUUUCAGGGGCGACAGCAUAUGAUUGUCCAGAAACUGGUUCUACUUUUAUUUUGAUCAUAAACGAAGCGCUCUACUAUGGAAACAAGUUGGACCACUCCUUGUUCAACCCAAAUCAGAUUCGAAGUUACGGUACUCCUCUUUGGGACAACCCAUAUGAUGAUAUGCAUGAAAUUGGGAUUGAAGCUACGGACUUGUUCAUACCACUACGAUCAAGGGGCACCAAGCUACUCUUUGGCACACGUGCUCCCACUAAGAAGGAACUUGAAACGUGCCAUCAUAUUGAGCUCACAAGUAAAGUGCCAUGGGAGCCGUCAACUGUGCAACUUGGGAAACUCUCAACGCCACGAAAUACUCCUUAUGAAGAUCCACGAUCAAAUGACUCUGAAAUGCGCCGUUUAGAUCCUGUGCAACACAACUUACAACAAUGGUGUGUUGUACAACAAAUCAAUGCAACUGCUGAUAGGUUUCAAGAUGUUCCAGUCCGGCCAUCAUUUGUAUCAACUGAACGGCACUCCAAAGUCACCGCAGAGAAUCUUUCUGAACGCUUGGGAAUCAGCAUUGGUCGAGCAAGAGCUACAUUAAACGCAACCCUGCAACGUGGGACCAGAUCAGCUAUUAUGCCACUUGCAAGGAGAUAUUGA
Molecule: messenger RNA, 762 nt
Organism: Cylindrotheca closterium
Lineage: Eukaryota; Bacillariophyta; Bacillariophyceae; Bacillariales; Bacillariaceae
Source: the annotation of a GenBank genome assembly